Lingula anatina is the source of this 3963-nucleotide messenger RNA. RefSeq lists its product as uncharacterized. Gene Ontology annotation, cellular component: plasma membrane. The record is from RefSeq and is a predicted model, not a curated record. Gene Ontology annotation, biological process: signal transduction; inflammatory response. NCBI's taxonomy places the organism in Eukaryota, Metazoa, Brachiopoda, Lingulata, Lingulida, Lingulidae. Gene Ontology annotation, molecular function: signaling receptor activity; protein binding.
AUGGUAGUGGUUCUUUGAAAAAAAAAUCGUUCAUAAUGCCAGGACAAAUCGUGAAUAUUUAAGAGGCAACCGCUUUACUAUUGAGAUUCCAUUACUGUUCCAGUAUCUUAAUAAUAGAAAAAAAGUUAUCACUUACAUUUGAAACUCGGGGUGGAUGUAGUGAUAUCAUCGCAAAAGGUCUAUAUAUAAACUGUGGUUUGGCUGACAGCAUAAAAAACUAUUCGUAUUUUGAAUGAAAACGAAACGGGAAGAAUGUCCUUUCAAUUCAUGUGAAUCUACAGUACUAAUACCAGGAAAGUGAAACAUGAGAAGCAGCAAAUAGUUGUCAGGUAUUAGGGGGAAAAAUGAAGACAAGGGACCAGGAAGGUGCACUACGUACGUGUCAUAACAGAUGUAAGAAGAUGUGUAAAGAAAAAAUAGGUGGGGCAUGGGGAAGCACAUCAGUCGUCAAGGGUGUCAGUUCAGUAAUACUAGUAUUCUUGGCUACCAGUAGGAUAUAAAGAUUCGAGAAUGUCGAGAAUGGAAGUUUUCCCAGUGCCAAGAAAAUGUUAUUUUUUGCUGUAUCAGUGGUGUUUGGUCUCUGUCAUUGUUAGUACUGGCGGAUACAAGGCUCAGAGGUGCCCGGCGCCGUGUCAUUGUGAUUUUACGUCUUUGUCACUGGGAAUUGUCAACUGCUCUUACAGUCCAAUCCGUGCCCUGUCCCUCGAUAUACUUAUUCCACGUAACACAACUGUGCUGGAUCUACGUUACACCGGUCUGACUGAGAUCCCACCGCACGCAUUUAGUCAACUGGAGAAUUUAAAAGUACUGUACGUCGGAGGGAACGAUAUUACACACUUUCAUGAGGAUAGUUUUGCAGGUUUAUGGAAUUUAGAACACUUAGAUUUGUCUCCACUUCAUCCAGGCACAAAUUUUGAUUAUGAAGCGUUCCCCGUGAACUUGUUCCACAAUUUAACAAUGUUAGAAGUUCUGAUAUUUGGAGAAAUGAGCACCGGCGCGCUGGUGCAGCAGGAUUAUUUAGACCAAACAAUAGCUCCCUUACAUCGAUUGCAACAGUUGUAUAUUCCAGGUCUACUUUGGCACAAUUUGAGAUUUGGUCCUGGUUACAGCAAUCUCACGUCACUUCGAACUGUGAUGUUCAAAGGAGAUGGAAGUAAAACAUACCUAAGAAGACGCGAUUUUGUCAAUUUAAAAAAUUGUCCUAUCGAACGUCUGGCUUUCAUAGGCUGUGGACUUAGCGGUGUAGAAUACGGUACACUGUCUUCAUUUCCUCAAUUGAAAACACUGGACAUUGAGGUUGCUAACUUUAUCUCAGUGAGAGAGGUCGAGCAGUUUAUCUGUGACCUCAAGAAUACCUCAAUAGAAUCACUUCGCUUGUGCAACAUAUUUUCAAGACAACAAGGGAAAGCGCCGGUUUCACAGUGGGUUGUGUCUGCUAACACUUUUCACUGUUUGAAAAACACAUCACUUAAGACGUUGGAAUUAUUGCGUGAUAGAAUUGAAGCGUUUGACUAUCAAAAUCUUCUUUUUCUGACUCAUUUAGAAUAUGUAGAUUUGUCUGGUAACAACCUUUUAUUUUCCUUACAAAAUGGUUCAGACAUAAAUGGUUGGCGUCCUAUAGCCCGUACACUUCUAUUACUUCCUAACUUAGUCUUUUUAAGGAUUGACAACAAUCUUCAUGACACAACUAAGGUGACUGCCCAAGAUAUUCCACCAUACUCCUUUUGGUAUGGCCGUCCAGAGGUACCUUUAGAACCAGCCAAACAUGUAAGUCCUUUGCACAAAGUACAUCAAGACCCCUUACACAACUUAGAUUUACAGUACCCGAUUUUGAAAGUUAGUUUGCCUGAAAAUUUAGAAUUUUGGUGUACCAGCUGGUGGGCUUCGCUUACUUAUGAUAUUGUCAAUUAUGACACAGUCCAGGGGUCAAUUCUAUUCUCUCCAAACAAGCUUAGAUAUCUCAAAUUAGAGGGCAUACCACUUAAAGCCCUUCCUUACGUCAUUUAUGGUUUAGAUAGACUUGAGUUUCUGGAUAUUUCUCAUGGUGGUUGGUACUUUGUUCCAAAAACUUUUUUCAAUAAUUUCAUCUCACUGAUAUACCUGUAUUUGAAAGAUAACAAUUUAGGACCUUUGAUUGCUAAAGGUGGUCUACAUCCAAUGCAACUCUCACAUUUAGAAAUCCUCGAUUUAUCAGUGAACAAAAUAAGCACAAUACCAAAAGACUUUUUCCGCUAUCUUGUAUCCUUAAAACGACUGGACAUCAGCGACAAUCGGAUAUCAAAAUUAUCUUUUACCAUGACAAAUUUUCACUCCAUAGAACUCAUAGAUAUAAGCACUAAUCAACUAACUACCUUGUCGACAUCGGAGUUGGACUUCAUUAGGAAGAUGAAUGCCAGUAGUUUGAAUGUUACUUUGAACGUAAUCAACAAUCCCAUGGACUGCAACGUUUGUGACGGGAGAGGAUUUCUCCACUGGAUUGUCUCUUCCAAUAUGACGAUUAUAUUCUCCAACGACUCCACUUGCUACGUGAACGGAUCUAAGACAAGCUUAGAGAGUAGCCUGAGAAGACUUGAGAGGGAAUGCGACAGCUCUCCACAGACGAUCAUUUCAUCAAACCAGUGGCUUUCCUUGGGAGCAUCUAUUGGUAGCAUAUCUGCUGUUGCCUGUGGUCUUAUAGUAGCUUACAUUUACCGUUGGAAUAUUAAAUACCGCUUCUUCCUUCUUCGCCGCCGUUUUCGAAAGAGAGGUGUCAUUACUGCAACACCUGGUCACGUGUACGCCUCCUAUGACGACAACGAUUAUUACUGGGUGACGCACGUGCUGUUGCGUCAUCUAGAAGAUGAGGAUCAACUUGAUGUCAUCAUAGAUCAAAGAGAUUUCAUUGGUGGUGCUUCACUUUCCGAGGCCAUCGUAGAGGCUGUGGAAAACAGCAGGAAAACAGUACUUGUUCUGUCUGAGAGCUACGUUCUCAAUCCUUGGUGUGAGUUUGAGUUUCAGAUGUCCCUUGCUCGUAGUUAUCAAUCAGUAAUCCCGGUUAUGUUUCAGCCUGUGCCAUUUGAUGCUAUGACGAAAUCGCUGCGAAAGUACAUUAGGGCAAGAGGGUAUAUAAAGUGGACUGACAACCCAGAAGGACAACGUUUGUUCUGGAAUCGCCUCUCCGACGCAAUAUUUGAUGUGAAUAAUCCACUUGAGCAAGUUGAUGAAGACGAGAUAACUUAACUUAUGUGACUGAAGGUUUUGUUUUUUUGUACUGUUUUGAUAACAUGUACUUGUGGCUUAUGUAUUGUAGAUCUGAUCGAAAAACUGUGUGGAUUUAUUGAGCAAGUCAACCGGGAAAUUAACAAUAUUACUGUUGUCGCAUGAAGUGGCACCAACUUAAAUGAUCUAGUUGUUCAUUAAGUUCCUACCAGACACUUGCGAUCAGUAGAUCGACUGUUACUUAAACCUGAAAGAAAUGCGCCUUUAAACUCAUGGGGACAUCCCUUUUAAGUCAGCUGGUCCAGUGGGUAUAUGCUACCAAUUUAAAUCCACUCAAUUGAAUUAACUCAUAAUUUUAAAAAGGAGUUCAAAACCUUUUCAGGAAAUGUUAUUAAUUAUUAUCUUAAUUGUAAUUGGCUUUAUGUUAGGAUUUGGUAGUUUUUUUUUGUACUGUACAUGAAUCGACUGACAAUUUUAAAAAUGAUUUUGACACAUCUUUUUAGGAAAUGUAUUUAUUUAUUAUCUAAAUAGUAAUUGGCCUUAUGUGAGGAUUAGAUUGUUUUUUAAUCUACAAUGUUAAGCUUUUUAAAUAUUUUUUACACAUCUUGGUAAUUAUUAUCUUAGGUUCUUGUUUUAUGUAGAGUUUACUGAAUAUUUUAAAUGGAUUUUAGACAUUAAGGAUUAUUAUCAUAUAUUAUGUCUUUGUUGCAUCAAUGGAUAUUUUAACCGAAAUGAAGUAGAAAUAAGUGCAACACUGUAGUCGUA